Molecule: messenger RNA, 1450 nt
Organism: Coccinella septempunctata (seven-spotted ladybird)
Lineage: Eukaryota; Metazoa; Arthropoda; Insecta; Coleoptera; Coccinellidae
Product: mucin-5AC-like
Exons: 3
Coding region: 1-1308 (435 amino acids)
Cellular component (GO): extracellular region
Molecular function (GO): chitin binding
Source: RefSeq, a predicted model, not a curated record
AUGCUUAUCACGUUCAUAUAUCCAAUCCUCUUCGUGGUAAGAGAUUCCUCAGCAGCUUGUAGUGAGCAAGGAAUAUUUGCUAAUCCGAAUGACGAGAUUUGCCAAACAUACAUUUUUUGUUUCCGUCUAUCAGAUGCGUUUUUGGAAAAAAUCUACACUUGUCCAAACGGCACAUUGUUCAAUCCAGUCACAAAAGAUUGCAAAGAGAACUACCAAUGUAUCCCGCCAACAUUUCCAAUAACACCUACAACUGCCAUUACAACCCAAACAACACCAACCAGUUUCGAAUGUAAGGCACAAGGCAGAUUUCCAGAAGAAGCCGAUGCAACCUGCACCAAAUAUUACUUCUGCUAUUAUCUUCCAACUGGUAGAUACAUAAAAAUGAACUAUACGUGUCCCCCAGGAACAAAAUUUGACCCGAGGUUACAGACGUGCAGUUCAAAAGUCACAUGUGAUAUAUCCAGGACAACUGUUCCAAGUGUUUCAACUGUUCCAACUGUUUCAACUGUUCCAACUAUUCCAACUAUUUCAACGGUUCCAACUCUUUCAACUGUUCCAACUUCAGAAGCUCCAAGAACCUUCAGUUGUAGCAAGCAAGGCAGAUUCCCAGUAGAAGAAGAUUAUGCAUGCCGAUCAUACUACUACUGUUUGUAUCUACCCAAUGGUAGUUUCACCGAGCAGAUUUAUGCUUGUCCAAGUGGGCUGAAAUUCGAUCCGAAAACACAAAGCUGUGACCAAAAUUAUUCUUGUUUAUCACCAUCAAAAACAACAACUAAUUCUCCUACGAUACCAAACAAUACUUUCACUUGCCCUUCAACAGGAAGAUUUCCUGAUAAUACAGAUCCAACGUGCAGAGCAUACUUUUACUGCCUCUUGAUGCCGGAUGGAGAUUUACAAUUUCAAAUUUUCAAGUGUCCUAAAAACGAAAAAUUCGAUCCAGAGCUUCAGAUCUGCAGCAUAUCUUACGCAUGUCCAAAGGAAGCAUCAUCUUCUUCCUCCUACAUUUAUUCUACAACUUUUUCCAUACUUACAACAUCGCCAAUGGAUAAAACAACAGAAACUCAUGAUUUGAUGACAUCCUCUCUGAGUCCAAGUAGUUCUUUGAGUCCAACAGGUUCUAAUAGUCCAACUAGUUCUCUGACUCCAACUAGUUACCUAACUCCAACUACUUCUCUGACUCCAAAUAGUUCUUCGAGUCCAACUAGUUAUUCUUCUGAUAUACCUACAACUACUGAAAAAGUGAGUGAGUUUUCCGAGAAUCUGAAGGAACUAACAGUCGAUGAGACUUCCAUAGAUUUCCAGAUUUGAGAGCAGGCAACAAUAACUGUCAAACGUAUUUUUUAUGCGUCUUAGGUCCUGAUGGAGACUUCAUAAGUUUCAAAUACAUUUGCGAUUCCCAUGAAAGAUUUGAUCCAAAGUUGAAAAAGUGUUCCUCUUCUUAUACAUGUCA